Echinostoma caproni is the source of this 591-nucleotide messenger RNA. NCBI's taxonomy places the organism in Eukaryota, Metazoa, Platyhelminthes, Trematoda, Plagiorchiida, Echinostomatidae. The record is from the annotation of a GenBank genome assembly.
AUGAAAUCACUCAUUCUACCUACGGAGCACAUAUUAAAACGAGGCGAUUCAGAAGCCAUUGCUUAUGCAUUCUUUCACCUGGCGCAUUGGAAAGCGGUGGAAGGAGCUAUUAAUCUCUUGUACUGCACCUGGGAAGGCACGUUUCGGCUUAUUCCCUAUCCGCUGGAGAAGGGCAAUCUUUUCUAUCCAUAUCCACAUUCAGCCACUGCUACUGAUCGGGAACUGUUACCUAGCUUCCAUAACAUAUCUGUGUACCCCAAGAAGGACGUUCCGUUCUUCAUUCUCUUUACAGCAGUGAUCUGCUCUCUGACAGCCGUCCUGGCCUGUUUGACCCACGUAUAUCCGGAACAGAUGGGCUGGCUCUCAAAAAAGGUGCGUUUCGAAUUACAUCGUUAUCUCAUGUAUUCCUGUUUACCUUUCUCCGCAGACCUUGUAUUGGUUUUUCAGUCCGAUGAACUAUUUACUGGAGAAGCUAGAGAAUAUGCUUUUGCUAUUGUCACCAAGUUCCAGUCGGAAGCUUUGAUUCCCGGUCUUUGCGCGACCGCGGUCGCGCACCGUACUCCUUUAUCAUAUUCUCUCACACAGACGUGA